This is a messenger RNA of Sinocyclocheilus grahami, 1016 nucleotides long. RefSeq names its product protein ZNF365-like. The record is from RefSeq and is a predicted model, not a curated record. The transcript has 2 exons. Gene Ontology annotation, biological process: regulation of DNA strand resection involved in replication fork processing; regulation of double-strand break repair via homologous recombination; telomere maintenance. NCBI's taxonomy places the organism in Eukaryota, Metazoa, Chordata, Actinopteri, Cypriniformes, Cyprinidae. The coding region runs from base 318 to 1016 and encodes 232 amino acids.
UUCAAUGUUCUGACCGAGUCUUUCCAGUCAGAUUCAGAUCGGUGGUAAUUUAACACGUAAGGCGAUGACAUUCUGCAAGCAUUUCGCACAUGAAAACGGCAUCAUAUGAAAAUAAAUCAAUGCCACCUCUGCUGUCACGCUCACUCUUGACAACGUCGUUAGUACCAGAUGACUUCAUACACCUAGAUGUCGUACUGUAAUCUCAGUCAGAGAGGGACAGAAAUAUCAAGCAACAGAUAAUCCGAAGGACCAACAGUGCGAUUAAAGGUUACGAUAGAAAAUCCCACUGGAGCUCGUUCAUUAAGGUUAUCUGUGUCAUGCAGCAGAAAGUGUGCACACGCAACACAGCACUGUUUGUGAAGAACGGUCAGGCGUGUGGAGCCGGAGCCCCUCCUCAACUUCCUUUCCGCUGCCCGCGAUGUGGAGAGCACGAACGAUUCCACAGUCUUUCUUCUCUCAGAGCUCACCUAGAAUACAGCCACCCGUUCCACACUAAACAUGACAUCAGCCUCCUAUCCACCAGGGAUCUUUCUGACACAGAGUGCGUGGACGGCUGCAAAAUCUCCAAAUCCAACAUGCAUAAAGUACGUGAUGCCGGCACAAAUACUACCUCAACUGCGAGAGGAGAGCACAAGCACAUAUUCGGCACGGACCAAACUCCAGGGCAAAAGCUCACGCCCCCAGUGAGGAGCUUCAGCGUUGGGGAUGCAUCGGCUGGAGCUGGACCCCUCUCGGCUCCUGUGGCGUCAGUGGAGAAGAGGCUGGAGGGGAUGAUGAGGACAGCCAAUAGCAACAUGGAGCGACGUCUGCUGCGGCUGAGCUCAGAGCUGGCACAGACAGACACGGCUAUCCUGUGUGAGCGCGCUCACUCGCAUCACCUGGCCCAGGAGAAACAGGAAGUGCUGGAGCGAGAGCGGGCGCUCAGCAGACAGGUAGACACCGCCGUUAUGGUGAUCGCCACACUGAGGCAGCAGCUCAGCGUCUCAGAGCACGAGUUGGAGAGGAGAGAACAGUGA